AGGAUGGAUGUGGUCGACAGCUUCCUCUUGAAUGGAAGCAACAUCACUCCCCCCUGCGAACUGGGGAUCGAAAAUGAGACUCUUUUCUGCUUGGAUCACCCCCGUCCUUCCAAAGAGUGGCGGCCAGCCGUGCAGAUUCUCUUGUACUCCUUGAUAUUCCUGCUCAGCGUAUUGGGAAACACGCUGGUCAUCACGGUGCUGAUUCGGAACAAGAGGAUGAGGACAGUCACAAACAUCUUCCUGCUCUCCCUGGCUGUCAGCGACCUCAUGCUGUGCCUCUUCUGCAUGCCAUUCAACCUCAUUCCCAACCUGCUCAAGGAUUUCAUCUUCGGGAGCGCUGUGUGCAAGACCACCACCUACUUCAUGGGUACCUCUGUGAGUGUCUCCACCUUUAAUCUGGUAGCCAUAUCGCUGGAGAGAUAUGGUGCAAUUUGCAAACCCUUACAGUCCCGAGUCUGGCAGACAAAAUCCCACGCUCUGAAGGUGAUUGCUGCUACUUGGUGCCUCUCCUUUACCAUCAUGACUCCGUACCCAAUUUACAGCAACUUGGUGCCUUUUACCAAAAAUAACAACCAGACCGCGAACAUGUGCCGCUUUCUACUGCCAAAUGAUGUCAUGCAGCAGUCCUGGCACACGUUCCUGCUACUCAUCCUCUUUCUUAUCCCUGGAAUUGUGAUGAUGGUGGCAUACGGAUUAAUCUCUCUGGAACUUUACCAAGGAAUAAAAUUUGAUGCGAGCCAGAAGAAGUCUGCUAGAGAAAGGAAACCGAGCACCGGCAGCAGCGGCAGAUACGAGGACAGUGAUGGGUGUUACCUGCAGAGGUCCAAGCACCCAAGGAAGCUGGAGCUGCAGCAGCUGUCCUCCAGCAGCAGCGGCAGGGUCCGCCGCGUCAGGAGCAGCAGCCCCGCGGCCAACCUGAUGGCCAAGAAGCGGGUGAUCCGCAUGCUCAUGGUCAUCGUGGUCCUCUUCUUCCUGUGCUGGAUGCCCAUCUUCAGCGCCAAUGCCUGGCGGGCCUUCGACACCGCCUCCGCCGAGCGCCGCCUAUCCGGGACCCCCAUCUCCUUCAUCCUCCUGCUCUCCUACACCUCCUCCUGCGUCAACCCCAUCAUCUACUGCUUCAUGAACAAGCGGUUUCGCCUCGGCUUCCUGGCCACGUUCCCCUGCUGCCCCAACCCUGGUCCCCCAGGAGCAAGAGGGGAGGUGGGGGGGGAGGAGGUGGAGAGCAGGACCACGCGGGCCUCUCUGUCCAGGUGCUCGUACAGCCACGCGAGCGCCUCUGCCCUGCCCCCGUGA
Messenger RNA from Hippopotamus amphibius kiboko, 1293 nucleotides. It is a transcript of the gene CCKAR, whose product is annotated as cholecystokinin A receptor. Bases 4 to 1293 code for a protein of 429 amino acids. The record is from RefSeq and is a predicted model, not a curated record. Gene Ontology annotation, biological process: neuropeptide signaling pathway. Lineage: Eukaryota; Metazoa; Chordata; Mammalia; Artiodactyla; Hippopotamidae. Gene Ontology annotation, cellular component: membrane. Gene Ontology annotation, molecular function: neuropeptide receptor activity; cholecystokinin receptor activity. The transcript is spliced from 5 exons.